This is a messenger RNA of Aureobasidium vineae, 1731 nucleotides long. The record is from the annotation of a GenBank genome assembly. Lineage: Eukaryota; Fungi; Ascomycota; Dothideomycetes; Dothideales; Saccotheciaceae.
AUGCCUUGUGAAUCCAGAAGCCAGGUGGGCGAAGGAUUUCGUCGUGUGAAACAACGCAAGAAGGCCGAUAAACCUUCCAAUUUCUACAGGGCUCCAGAAAUCCAAGAGAGAGGUAGAACCUUGGAGCGCGCCGCAAAGCAAGAGGCCGUUGGACUUGGUAUCCUUGGUAUCAGUAUUCCGGACGAACAAAGCACCUCAGACAAUGUAAGCACAGAGUCGCAGAGUGAAGAGAUGACGGAAGACCUAAAGAUCCAGCAUUACUCGUCCAGGCGUCCGCCUGUGCUGGUCCGAAGCAGUACCCCAAGACCAAAGCAGCGGGUUGUUCCUCACCACAACGAUCCAGUGAUGGCGAUCGAGCAGGUGCUCUUGGAAGGUGGAGCACUGCUUCGUACAGGACGUGAAGAGGAUGGCGGACUCAUGCGAGUGAGUGCUGAACAAUUGCGUAUGGUCAACGAGAAACGCAGACGCGAACACGAAGGUACGUUCACGACGGGCCGAGCCGCGAUCGGCAUGGCGCACGAGCCAUGUUACCUAAAGGACUCAAGGCUGACUUGCACGUUUACAGAGAAAGAAGGGCACGAACAAGAACUAGACCAAUUUGUCGCCGACGCUGAGCAGCUUAAGCGUGAGAAGCAGCUCAAAUCUGAGCAAGCCAGAGGACAAGCCGACGAGAAGCUACGCACAAAGAAGACAGAGUUCGAGAGUGUACCGAGCACCGACGGCAUCCAAGAGACAGGCCCCGGCCAAAACCAACCAUCCCACGGCGGCUAUAUCGUUGAGCCUGAUAGUGACAGCGACAGCGACAGCUCAGCCGGCUCCGACACAUCGGUGCGCACUGCCUUCAAGGUCAGAGACGGCCACACUACGCCAAGACCUGGCGACAUUGGAACCACCAACAGUCUAGGAAAGAGCCACCCAGUUGCGCGCCCGCUGCCACCCACUCCCACUUUCCCUGCUUCGGAACCUCUCGUACCAGGCCAUCCCAACGAUCAUGACGAGUUUGUCUCGCUGAACGACUCCUCCAUCACCGACCAUCUUGCUCACGCUCUGCGCAACAUCUACUCUCGUGACAUUGACAUGGCCGCUCAGAACCCCGCCAUGGCCAACUCGGCUGCACCUUACACACUCGGAGGCGGCAUGCCAUCAGCCGGCCACCACAGCGACAUGCAGCACAUCUGGACUUUGGUCCAAGAACUGAGUUCUGUCCUGAAACAGAACCGCGAAAACUACGACGAGCUGCAGAACACUCUCGCGCGUGCCCAGGUAGACCUCAACAACCAAAAGGACAUGGCAAUCAUGCUCGAAUUGCUCACACACUUCCUUUUAGCCNNUCGACCUACUGAGAAUGGUGUUCUGACCAACGGAGAUGUCAAUGGUACGGUCGUUCAUGGUUCUGCUGUCUUUGAUUAUCCACAGCGCUUAGAUACCCUUUCGUUUAAUUCUUGUUUCUCUCGUUCAUUAGCUAAUACUGAAGCUUUAUUGCUCCCUGCAGCCUCUCAUGCCCCUCAUGCUUCUUCUGAUGUCGACACGACCGCCCUCCAAGCCCAAUUGUCAGACGCCUUGUCCCGGAUCACCGAACUCGAGACAGAGUGCAAGGAGGCCAACGAAGUCAUCGACUACGCCGAAGAGAUUGUCGAAAAGUUCAAGAUCCAAGUCAGCGAGUAUGCUCAUAACCACCAGAGCGCAACCAUCGGUAAUGCCCUUCCUCAGUCACGCAACGGCUGUCGCUGA